AUGGGCAUGAGCGGUGCGGCAGGUCUUGCGGUGGGAGCUGCAUUGAAGCGUGUCUCAAGGACAAUAGCAGCCGCAGCAGGGGUUGUCAUCAUUGCCGUCCAGGUUCUUGUUUGGCAAGACUUCAUUGUUGUCAAAUGGGACAAUGUGGAGUCGAAGUUGAAGCCCUACCUUGAUGUCGAUGGAGAUGGGAUAAUCACAGAAAAGGAUGCUCAGCAUGUCCUUGAAGGGGGAAUGGGUGUACUGUCCCAGGUGCGAUGCUGGCCAGCAAGGUGCACCAUGCUCACUCAUGUUUCAUUGUUGUCCACUCCAAAACGACCGAAUAAAUAG
Messenger RNA from Ostreobium quekettii, 327 nucleotides. The record is from the annotation of a GenBank genome assembly. NCBI's taxonomy places the organism in Eukaryota, Viridiplantae, Chlorophyta, Ulvophyceae, Bryopsidales, Ostreobiaceae.